UUGAGCGUGCAAGUUUGGCAGCCAGAAACCAUUGCAGAUUAUAUCAGAAAGGCCAACAAAUAUAAAUCAAAACAGAAAAUUAAAACAAUCUAAGACAACAAGGGAGAGCAAACCCUGGUCUCACUAAUAAUAACCAAAAUGGCACCUCGUAAAGUUUGAAAACACGAACAAAAGAAUAACGGUUUUGUAUUUCUGGCCAAUUCGUGAAGUUUUUUCGGUCCCUCAGCUGUGUGUUACAUAAAUCUCGGUGAAUGUGUGCGUGUGCGUGAGAGAGUGCUCAUGUGUGUGUGUACGACUAACAGCAACAGCAAAAAUAUUAAAAGCAGCUAAGAAAAUAUAAAGCUACUUCCCGAUUUCGAAUUAUUGUUUGUGUGCUUAGUCAAUUGGGUCUGAACCCAAAAGCAGUGUCCUUGUCAAUUACGAGAAAGUUACUACAUAAAAAUAUAACGCAUACUAGGCGGUGUCAGAAACCAAGAACAGCCACAUAAAAUACAAUAUAAUCAGCAACCAGUCAAAGCAAUGUUCGUUGCCCAUCAGAUACCCAAUAUCUAAUCCACUUAUAAAAAAUAUAAAUAUAAUGAUAAUGCUAUGAAUACGACUGUAUAGCGCACACAAAUAAUCCGAAUCCAACUCGAACACGCCACAAAGACCAACACUCCGGACCCAGAACUCGAAACAAAAACAAAUUGCAGCACCAAACAAAUACGAACAGGAAUACAAACAGCACAGCACACUGAACAAACACCAAAUAUCAAAUAGAACUAAUAUACCUAUCGCUAAUUAAAUUAUGAAUAGCUAAAGCUAAUUAAGCAACAAUGCUCGUACAACAGACACAUAACUAGCCCAUAUCCAGUACAACCUGCCUAUAAUCGACCGCCUCUAGCCACAAUUAUACAUAGACAUCUACCAAUAUUUGCGCAGCAUUUGGCAGCAAAGACGCGAACCCACGACACUGAAUAGAACAUAUUAUAUUAGGCAAACAACACGAGAAGAGAACAGAUCCCGAAUACUGAACACCAACAUCAGAUAUCAGAUAUCAGAUUUCAGAUAUAGAAUGCCUUGCUCCCCACAUAAAUGUCUAGCUAAAUGUACUGUUUUAUUGUUCCAACCCGUAAUGAAAUAAUGAACAAGCACUCUCGCUAUUUGUGUGCCCCCGAAUGCGCGGUAAAUGCAGCUUCUGCAUCGGCUGAUCACGCUAUAUAUCUGCCCCAUAUCUGCUAUGCCACCUAUAGCUAACCCGACUGCUGCUACUCCGAGUCUAAAUCCAGUCCACCCAACCACCAACAGCCAACACAUGUAAAUACAGACUCUUCCUACCCGAACAGUCGGAGAUCGGCCUGAUCUCAGUGCCUGAUUUCCAAAGCCAUUGGAUCACCCGAAACCGAUAACCGAUAACACACGAUAACACAAUCCGAGUCCAGAGUCCCGAUAUCCAGAUUCCCGCAGAAAAGGACGACACACGAACUGAAAUCCAACUUUUACACACCGUUAAUACUUUUUGGCUCUAUGUGCAAUUUAAAUCUCAAUAAACUCACCACCUAAGCAACAAAGUUAAACUAAAACCAAAAUAUCAAAAGCAAGUUCAACUCGCUCGCUCGUUUUCUUCAUCUAAAACCAAAAAACCGCAAAAAAAAAAAGAAAGCUACAGAUAAUUGGCUCCAAUUGAACUAAUCGUUUUAUGCUUCUAAUUGUUUUAUGCGAAAUUUCUAUCGAUAAACCAAAACCGCCAAACCGAACCGCUUAAAAACGAAUCAAAUCGAUCGAAUCGAUUCGAAAUGUCUCGCGAAAACUCGCCUCGUCACGGCUCCUUUCGCCGUAAUCUGAACAGCAGAGAUCCUUCGGGAGGGGCAGCGGGAACUGGUUCUGGUUCUGGAACUGGUUCCGGACCGGGAUCGCCACACCACCAGCAGUCGAACCACCACCACCACCAGCAGCAGCACUACCACCACCACCACCAGCCGCCGAUCAUGGAGCACGCCGGCGCGCCGAUCUCCACCUCCGCCUCGAACAUCGCCACCGUUUUGGAGGACGGGGAGACCGCCCACCUGCCGCCCCUCACGGGAUCGGGCCCCAGUCGCCAGAGGUCCUUGCGGGACCGACUCAAGGACGGCAUCACCGGCAGCUUCUCCUGGCAGUAAGUCCUCGCCACGCGCGCUCUUUUCGAUGCUUCUUCCACCUUCCACGUUCCACCUUUCACCUUUGUUCCGACUUUGAUCUUAUUACAACUCUUCUCCGACACCCCGAACUCCAGAUUGUUUCGAUUAUUUCCGUAGUUAUUUUCAGUAGUCCACUCUCCACUGUAUGUUAACGCUUUUGUUUCUAGACUUGAAUUCGAUUUAACUAGUACCCACACGAAAUC
This is a messenger RNA of Drosophila ficusphila, 2359 nucleotides long. Its product is annotated as GS homeobox 2-like. Lineage: Eukaryota; Metazoa; Arthropoda; Insecta; Diptera; Drosophilidae. The coding region runs from base 1776 to 2138 and encodes 120 amino acids. The transcript is spliced from 3 exons. The record is from RefSeq and is a predicted model, not a curated record.